Messenger RNA from Vollenhovia emeryi, 1324 nucleotides. RefSeq lists its product as uncharacterized. The transcript has 3 exons. The record is from RefSeq and is a predicted model, not a curated record. Bases 271 to 798 code for a protein of 175 amino acids. Lineage: Eukaryota; Metazoa; Arthropoda; Insecta; Hymenoptera; Formicidae.
CUUAACAUAGCAAGUAUCAGCAAUAAUCAUUUUUAUUUUAUUUCGAUCACGGGAAAUUUGAAGUAAUUCGAUUCUCUGUAGCAUAAAAAUUCUCUAAUUCCAGAAUCAUUCUUACGUGGAACAUUUCAAUUUCGCGCAGCGCGUGUUGAGAAAACAACAGAGCAUCAGGUAUCGACCAAACAAUUGGGUCUCGUGUCGCGAGUUCAAGUCGUAAGCUGUUAGAAGUACAAGUGUAAUUUUUAAUAUUUCGGUAGCGCAAUAAUUUACACCAUGCAACAUGCCGGUGAGCGAACGACUUCACUUUCGAAGAUCCCAAGUUGUAUCGUACACGUACGUUGGCUUGCGAUUUAUUUUACAAGUGUCGCUAUCGUAGACAUUUCCAGCGGGGAAGAGGCGGAGAGUCAAGACGCUUCUUUCGCAGAGCAUUCGGAAUCGAGAGAGAAACUUGACGAAUUCGAUUUGGUUUACGGCAAGCAAUUGCAAUCCCCGAUACUCGGUCACCAUUAUCAACUUCUUGAUUUGCCAACAAGUUGCAUACCAUCCACAAUUCUGGAUACGUCGUUGCUACAUAUUCCCGUUUACGCGCACUUAAAGGUAUACGACGUGAAACCUGUGCGACUGCCGGAGCCACCGUCGAUUUUAUCGGCGUUGCAACUGCAACUCUCGGAAGGCACCGCGCUCAGUAAAUCCCCGAGGGAAAUGCCGUCGACCGCGCGAUUAAGCGAGGACGACGGAGUAUCCGGUUCGUGCAGCGCUCGAAACACUGUAAAAAUUACGAAUAAGAAACGACGAGUAUAAAUUGUAAAUUUAAAUAUCAGCGUACGAAGUUCCGUGAUAACGGCAUUCGGCUACUUGAUUUUCGCAAUUUGAAAGCCCGAAUCCCUGCUCCCUGUGCGAUAAAUCCAGAUAAAUCGUUUGUCGUUUAAUUACGAUCUAGGGCUGCUUUCGCGAGAAAAUCAAAAUGAUCCAGAUUAAAACGACCUUGCGCUACGAUUGGUCAAAUCUGAAAUUUCGUAGCAACACAUUGAAAUUUUAUUCAAUCUGGAUCAUUUUGACCUUCUCGCGAAAGCAGCCCCGGGGUCAAUUCUGGUAUCUUACAAUGUAUACUAAAAAUGUUAAAAGUGAGCGGCCUUGUCUCUUUCCAAGAGGACGGUUAGAAAGAGACGAGCCACUCGCUUCUAGCGUUUUCACUGUAGUGCAAGAUACAGAAUUGGAUCCCCCUUAUCGUUUCACAUCAGCGUCCAAUUUCCUCGCGGCCAAGAGAGAGAUUCGAAUUUCGUGUCAAUUUUUUAAAGUUGGCCAGUGAAUUUUUCUUUCAACGUAG